Elaeis guineensis (African oil palm) is the source of this 390-nucleotide messenger RNA. RefSeq names its product aspartic proteinase CDR1-like. Gene Ontology annotation, molecular function: aspartic-type endopeptidase activity. Gene Ontology annotation, biological process: proteolysis. Lineage: Eukaryota; Viridiplantae; Streptophyta; Magnoliopsida; Arecales; Arecaceae. The record is from RefSeq and is a predicted model, not a curated record. Gene Ontology annotation, cellular component: extracellular region.
AUGAAUAGUGGGGAGGUUAUAGUCGACUCAGGCACGACCUUGACGCUUCUCGAUCCAACCCUGGUGCAAUCCUUGGUGGAUAAAUUGACGAAGAUCAUCGAUCUCCCGACGGUGCAAGAUCCCGAAGGGCUGUUCAGCCUGUGCUUCGAUGUGAGCGGAACUCGGAAAGCACAAUUCCCGGAUAUCACGUUCGAGUUCGAUGGGGCGGCUUUGACACUGGGCUCGCUCAACACCUUCGUUCUGUAUGACGAGAAUACCGUGUGCCUUGCUAUCGUGCCGAGCAAGCAGUUUGGGAUCAUUGGCAACAUUGCUCAGCAGAACUUCCACAUUGGCUAUGAUCUCGAGAACCAGAAGAUCUCCUUUGCUCCCGCUGAUUGCACCAAGAUCUAA